Molecule: messenger RNA, 1053 nt
Organism: Rotaria sp. Silwood1
Lineage: Eukaryota; Metazoa; Rotifera; Eurotatoria; Philodinida; Philodinidae
Source: the annotation of a GenBank genome assembly
AUGCAAUCGAUGUUCAAUUGGUUUUAUUGGGCUAUUAAUAUUGGCUCACUUUCAUUGAUUGCUACUACAAACAUUGAAAAGUAUCAUUCAUUUUGGCUUGCGUUUCUUCUACCCACGGUCGCAUUCAUUGCUGCCAUCGUUGUCUUGGUGAUCGGUCGCAAUCAAUACGUUCAAAAACCUCCGUCUGGUUCAUUGAUAAUUCGCGCUGCUCGAGUGGCAGUGACUGCCAUUCGAAUGCGACGAAAAUUGGGUAAACAACCCAAUCGGCCAGAUUUUUUAGAUUACGCCAAAGACAUGUCGUCGGCGAGCGAUUUGAAUGAAAAAGAGACGGUUUCAAAAUUAAGCAACAAUGAGUUUAUUGAUGAUCUCAAAAAAGCAGUACGUGCUUGUCGUGUUUUUGCUUUCUAUCCAUUCUAUUGGAUCUGCUACAAUCAGUUUGGAACCAAUCUAGUAUCUCAAGCUGCGCAGAUGAAUGUUGGUCCUCUGCCUAAUGAUAUUUUACAAAAUAUCGAUCCGCUUGUUAUUGUUGUUUUCAUUCCAAUCUUUGACAAAUUGAUUUAUCCUGGCUUGCGACGAUGUAAAAUCAAUUUUCCCGCUAUUUCCCGUAUUGCUGCUGGUUUCUUCUGUGUUUCUCUUGGCAUGGCAUGGUCAGCAAUCGUUCAACAUCUAAUCUAUAUUGCUGGGCCAAACUUUGAUUAUGUGCCCAAACCUUGUAAAGAGUGUCAACAAUAUAACAAUAUUACUGUAGCUUGGCAAAUUCCAGCAUAUUUUUUCAUUGCCAUCUCCGAAAUCUUCGCUUCUGUUACUGGUCUCGAGUACGCAUUUACAGAGGCACCAAAGUCUAUGAAAUCCAUCGUAAUGUCACUUUACUUAUUCACAUCGGCUAUCGGCAGUAUCCUGAAUAUUGCACUUGUACCAGUAUCAGAGGAUCCAAAACUACUAUGGAUGUAUGCAGCGUUGGCAAUUCAGGCAUUCGCCUUCGGUCUUCUAUUUUACUUUGCUUUUCGAAACGAUCAAAAAGUACACGUAGAAGAAGAACCAGUCACGAAAUGA